AUGACCAAUUCCCCCCCUUCGAGGAAGAGCCAAUUGCUGUCGAGUCCUGAGGGCGGCCUUAUCUCGAGAUUUCUCUUUGACGGCCGAAAUAAUGAGCUGAACCACCAAAAUGCGCUGGCCGCCGCUCAGGCAGAGCACAAACGCGUGCGAGAAGCCGCUAUUCGGGUUUUUGAGCUCCAUGAGCUUCGAGAAGAGCAUCAACGACUUCUAGCGUUGGAGCGCAAGGAGCAAGAAAGAUUAAGGGCGGAGGCGGCUAUAGUCGAGGAAGAGAGAAGGCUUCGAGAGCUCAAGGCUAAGACGGUGCCUAAACUUCCUCCCGAACCAGUGCCAGAACCGCCCAAGAAGGUAGAGCCGUUGCCAGUUCAACAACCGGUUGCUGCGAAGCCUCAGGAACCUAUCAAGCAGAACCUUUUCCAGACGAAGCAACAGCCGGCACCAAAUGGCACCGCCCCCCAGGUAAAUGGCUUUCUGGGAGCGCAAACCAAACCGGCCACGGGCAAUCUUUUUGCACCCACCACCGCGUCAAAAGUUGAGAAUCGCUUAGCACCAACAAAACUGACGACUCCUGCCGCCCAACCACCCGCCGCGCAGAUUCCGGUGGCCCGCCCUCCUCCGGCGCAGAAAAAUGCCCUAGCAGACCGAUAUGUCGAAAUUCACAAAGAGCUAAAGAAGCUGCGACAGGUGCUGCAGGCCGAAGCAAAGGUGCCCGGGUCCCCUCUGAAGGGCAAGAUGGGAACCUAUCGAAGAGAAAUUCGAGUCUCCAUCGGACAGCUUACAGCGGGCAAAGGAGCCAACGCACAACCUAUAGCCAAAAUCACAAUGGCACUCACAGAUGCACUCACUGGUAAAGUACCUAGCGCUCCCAUUGAAGUGGGCCGCUUUACCGUGAGACAGAGAGAGCCAGCUGCAGGCGCUGCAAACAACGACGCGACCUUGCCUUCUCUCUUCAUCUACUUAUUGAACAUUUGCGCCAAGGGCAUCAUUAGUCAGUUCAUCAAUGAGUGCAGUGCGAAUCCUAAAGCUGCAGAUCCAAUCGGCGUCUUCACAGCCCAGAUAUUUUCUCAGAAGGAAUUUCAAUGGCGCGGUGAAUCUCUGAUUGACAUCCUCAUGGCCAAGUUCCGAGUCGUGUGCCCGGUCUUGUUCGGCUUGAGAGGAAGCGAUAAAACCGAAAGGGGGAGACAGACCAUAGGAUGGAAAAAGGAUGGCCCUGGGUACAUUACAGAGCAGACUCACAACGAUAGGAUGACUGGUCUGGGUACCGGUUUCGCAUCGAUUUCCCUCCGCGACUUCAGCAAGACGUCCAAAGCGAAUCCGUAUACACCAGUCAACUACUGGACGGCGCUGGCCGGCAUUGUCAACUCUGCUCCGAAUGAGACUUCGAACACACAAUAUGUGGUCUUGAGAGCCAUGAUUGAAGGCCACGAGCAGCGGUUUCUGAAUUUCUACGGCAACGCUGCCAUUGCUGCGUUGCGCCUCGCGUUGAUCGAGUUCCCCAAGAGAGCACCAACGAACGCUGCCGCAGCGCAAUCACUACGUGCCAUGGUAGAACUUCUUCGCACUGAAGGACUUGUCUUGAACUGA
Trichoderma aggressivum f. europaeum is the source of this 1581-nucleotide messenger RNA. RefSeq lists its product as uncharacterized. Gene Ontology annotation, biological process: poly(A)+ mRNA export from nucleus. Gene Ontology annotation, molecular function: phospholipid binding; inositol hexakisphosphate binding; translation initiation factor binding. Bases 1 to 1581 code for a protein of 526 amino acids. The record is from RefSeq and is a predicted model, not a curated record. The transcript is spliced from 2 exons. Gene Ontology annotation, cellular component: nuclear pore cytoplasmic filaments; nuclear pore; cytoplasm. Lineage: Eukaryota; Fungi; Ascomycota; Sordariomycetes; Hypocreales; Hypocreaceae.